Oreochromis aureus is the source of this 2631-nucleotide messenger RNA. RefSeq names its product GATA zinc finger domain-containing protein 14-like. The transcript is spliced from 5 exons. The record is from RefSeq and is a predicted model, not a curated record. Bases 1 to 2454 code for a protein of 817 amino acids. NCBI's taxonomy places the organism in Eukaryota, Metazoa, Chordata, Actinopteri, Cichliformes, Cichlidae.
AUGGCCAGUCCAGCUAUGGUCGUGCCAAACUGCAGUAACAACAACAACUGGUUCAACUCUGGCAACAACAAUAACAACAGCAACAGCGGCAACAACAACAAUUGGUUCAACUGCAGCAACUCUAACAACACCUCGUUCAACAGAAACUGCACCAACAACAACAAUUGGUUCAACUGCGGCAACAACAACAACAACUGGUUCAACAACAACGGCUUCAACAACAACAGUGGCUUCAACUACACCUGUGAACACUACAAUGAUCACUACCCCUACAAACGCAACCACAGAAAAUCUUACAAGCACCACACCUGUAACAAAUACAACUACUGCGUCUACAACAGCUUCAACUACACCUGUGAACACUACAACACCAAUGAUCACUACCCCUACAAAUGCAACCACAGAAAAUCUUACAAGCACCACACCUGUAACAAAUACAACUACUGCGUCUACAACAGCUUCAACUACACCUGUGAACGCUACAACACCAAUGAUCACUACCCCUACAAACGCAACCACAGAAAAUCUUACAAACACCACACCUGUAACAAAUACAACUACUGCGUCUACAACAGCUUCAGCUACACCUGUGAACGCUACAACACCAAUGAUCACUACCCCUACAAACGCAACCACAGAAAAUCUUACAAACACCACACCUGUAACAAAUACAACUACUGCGUCUACAACAGCUUCAGCUACACCUGUGAACGCUACAACACCAAUGAUCACUACCCCUACAAACGCAACCACAGAAAAUCUUACAAACACCACACCUGUAACAAAUACAACUACUGUGUCUACAACAGCUUCAACUACACCUGUGAACGCUACAACACCAAUGAUCACUACCCCUACAAACGCAACCACAGAAAAUCUUACAAACACCACACCUGUAACAAAUACAACUACUGUGUCUACAACAGCUUCAGCUACACCUGUGAACGCUACAACACCAAUGAUCACUACCCCUACAAACGCAACCACAGCAAAUCUUACAAGCACCACACCUGUAACAAAUACAACUACUGCGUCUACAACAGCUUCAACUACACCUGUGAACGCUACAACACCAAUGAUCACUACCCCUACAAACGGAACCACAGAAAAUCUUACAAACACCACACCUGUAACAAAUACAACUACUGCGUCUACAACAGCUUCAACUACACCUGUGAACGCUACAACACCAAUAAUCACUACCCCUACAAAUGCAACCACAGAAAAUCUUACAAGCACCACACCUGUAACAAAUACAACUACAGUGUCUACAACAGCUUCAACUACACCUGUGAACGCUACAACACCAAUGAUCACUACCCCUACAAACGCAACCACAGAAAAUCUUACAAGCACCACACCUGUAACAAAUACAACUACUGUGUCUACAACAGCUUCAACUACACCUGUGAACGCUACAACACCAAUGAUCACUACCCCUACAAAUGCAACCACAGCAAAUCUUACAAGCACCACACCUGUAACAAAUACAACUACUGUGUCUACAACAGCUUCAACUACACCUGUGAACGCUACAACACCAAUGAUCACUACCCCUACAAACGCAACCACAGCAAAUCUUACAAGCACCACACCUGUAACAAAUACAACUACUGUGUCUACAACAGCUUCAACUACACCUGUGAAUGCUACAACACCAAUGAUCACUACCCUUACAAACGCAUCCACAGCAAAUCUUACAAGCACCACACCUGUAACAAAUACAACUACUGUGUCUACAACAGCUUCAACUACACCUGUGAACACUACAACACCAAUGAUCACUACCCCUACAAACGCAACCACAGCAAAUCUUACAAGCACCACACCUGUAACAAAUACAACUACUGUGUCUACAACAGCUUCAACUACACCUGUGAACACUACAACACCAAUGAUCACUACUCCUACAAAUGCAACCACAGCAAAUCUUACAAGCACCACACCUGUAACAAAUACAACUACUGUGUCUACAACAGCUUCAACUACACCUGUGAACACUACAACACCAAUGAUCACUACCCCUACAAACGCAACCACAGCAAAUCUUACAAGCACCACACCUGUAACAAAUACAACUACUGUGUCUACAACAGCUUCAACUACACCUGUGAACGCUACAACACCAAUGAUCACUACCCCUACAAACGCAACCACAGCAAAUCUUACAAGCACCACACCUGUAACAAAUACAACUACUGUGUCUACAACAGCUUCAACUACACCUGUGAACGCUACAACACCAAUGAUCACUACCCCUACAAACGCAACCACAGCAAAUCUUACAAGCACCACACCUGUAACAAAUACAACUACUGCAUCCACAACAGCUUCAACUACAACUGUGAACGCUACAACACCAAUGAUCACUACUCCUACAAACGCAACCACAGCAAAUCUUACAAGCACCACACCUGUAACAAAUACAACUACAGCUUCAACUACAACUGUUGAGGCUGUUACAACAAAGCAGUUGCAGUUCAGAGAUGUUGUAGCGAUAUUUACAACUGACUUGCUGAACUCAUCAUCUUCAGCGUUCACACAAAGAGCCACACUGAUAGUGUUAACACUUGAACCUAUCUACAAGACAACAUUUCCUUCAUUCCGCUCAAUGAACGUGACUGGAUUCAG